CAGGAGCUGCAAGAGCCAUGAAUAGGACACUAACAGAUCCUAUGGUCAGUAGCUUCAGAGAAGAUGACCCACGUCCACCGGUCCCAGGGGAAGAGGGUGAGACAACAUGCCACCAUCCCAGCAAGCUGGCCAUGAUGAGACCGAAGGAUCCUGUGAAAACCAUUAUGGCUGAUCUUCGCUGUUCCACAGCCAGAAGGGAUGACGAUGGACUUGGGGAACCUGAGGGCAGUGCGUCCCCGGACUCCCCUCUUGCCCGGUGGACCAAAUCUUUGCAUUUCCUUCUUGGGGACCAGGACGGUGCGCAACUUUUUCGGGCAUAUCUUGAACGUGAGAAAUGCGAGGACACUUUAGAUUUCUGGUUCGCCUGCAAUGGUUUCAGGCAAAUGGACCUCAAGGAUACCAAAACACACAGAGUUGCCAAAGCCAUUUACAAGCGGUAUAUCGAGAACAACAGCGUUGUGGCCAAGCAGCUUAAACCUGCUACUAAGACUUUCAUUAGGGAUAAUAUUAAGCGUCAGCAGAUUGACUCUGCAAUGUUUGAUCAGGCUCAAAUGGAGAUCCAGACGGCUAUGGAGGAGAACGCCUAUCAGAUGUUCUUGACCUCAGACAUAUACCUGGAGUAUGUCAGAACUGGGUGUGAGAACCCAAGUCAUGUGAAUCCCAAUGGACUAGGAAGUCUAAAGCUGGUGUGCGGAUACUUGCCGACUCUAAAUGAAGAGGAAGAAUGGAGUUGUAAUGACUUUAAAGCCAAAGCUUUGGCCACUGUAGUCGGACUGUCUGCCAAAGCGUUACGGUCACCUCCAUCCCUUCGCACAGUGGAAGCAUUGGAGAAAGGCUACAGGUCCUAUAGACGCAGCGAGCCUGGAAACCCCUAUCGUGUUGCGUCCGGUUAUAGUUUUGUCCCUGCCACCAGUGCCAAUGACAGCGAGGUCUCCAGCGAUGCCCUGACAGAUGACUCGAUGUCCAUGACGGACAGUAGUGUAGAUGCCAUCCCUCCUUACAAGCUGGGGAGUAAAAAACAGUUACAACGAGAGAUGCAGCGCAACAUGAGGAUGAACGGCCAAGUGUCACUACCUCCGUUCCCUAGGACACGGCGGCCACCUAAGGAGAUGACUCCCGUGGAGCCAGCGGCCUUUGCGGCACAGCUGAUAGCCAGACUGGAGAGUCUGAAGCGGGAACAGGAAACCAUGAGCUCCCUGGAGGAGAGACUUCAACAGAUUCAGGAGGAGGAGGAGAGGGACGAAUCCGAGGUGUCUGGAAGCAGUGCAUCCCACUCUCUGCCUUUGCUCCCUCCUGGCUCUUGUGAGGAGGACCCCCAGGCCAUCCUGGAUGAGCACCUUUCCCGAGUUCUCAAGACCCCUGGCUGUCAGUCUCCAAGAAUGCUGCGGCAUUCCCCGCGCUCCCGCUCUCCUGAACAGCGCCCCCUGCAUCGGGGUGGUCCCGGCACCAGGUCGCAGUCUGGCUCUGUGAACGGAUACAUGCCGACAAAGACCUUCAUCUCCAGACAGUCGACCAAGCACAUCCAUCACCACUACAUCCAUCACCAUGCUGGGACCAAAAGCAAGGAGCAGAUCGAGGCGGAGGCGACCCAGCGGGUGCAGUGCCUGUGCCAUGGAGCUUCAGAAUGCUGCUCCGCCCCCUACAGCCGCAGCCGGAGUCUGGGCCGAGACCAGUGUGGUAGUCCUGCAGAAGUGGCCUCUGGGCAUCCCAGCUCUUUAUCUAAGCGUCUGUGUAAAUCUGGAGAGGACGUCAACACGGAAGGGUUGGAGAGCAGUCUCCUCCAGCUGCCAGCUGACAGUACAGACCGCUCUCAAAACGUAUGGCAGUGGAUCCUGGAGAGCGACCGACAGACCAAGCACAAGCCCCACAGCACUCAAAAUGUAAAGAAGUCGCACUGUUUGGAUCCCACACGCACACACACCUGGGGAGGUGGCGGAAGCAGUGGGCAUCUCCGUGCCCACCAGCCUGCACACCCCUUCGUUCAGGACCCCGCCAUGCCUCCUCUACCACCACCCAACACCCUAGCGCAGCUGGAAGAGGCCUGCAGACGCCUUGAAGAAGUUUCCAAACCCUCUAAACAGAGGCAUUCAACAUCAAGCCUUCAGAGAGACAAAAGUCACCCAGUGCCUGUGCAGAAUGGCAGUUCAGCGCUUCAAACUGAUGAACCAAAAGAUCUCAAGAAAGUGUCAGGUUGCCACAGUAGUUUGGGCUCCGAGACAGUGGUCACAUACUUCUUUUGUGGUGAGGAAAUCCCAUACCGCCGGAUGAUGAAAACACACAGCCUCACACUUGGACACUUCAAGGAGCAACUGAGGAAAAAAGGCAACUACAGGUACUACUUCAAAAAGGCCAGUGAUGAGUUUGAGUGUGGUGCUGUGUUUGAGGAGGUCUGGGAUGACUGCACAGUUCUGCCCAUGUAUGAGGGCAAAAUCCUUGGCAAAGUGGAGAGAAUGGACUAAACGAGCAUGAAACCCCACAUGUGGACUUAACCGGCACAAACUCAACGAGUGGAAAACGGACGUUUUAUGAAGCUAAAAAAGUUUAGACGUUUGGCUUGCCAAGCUAUUGAAGGAAUACUAGCCAAUGAAGUACAGAGGGAUCUGAACCAGCAAUGCAUCAUGAGAAAUUCCUCCU
This is a messenger RNA of Cyprinus carpio (common carp), 2634 nucleotides long. RefSeq names its product axin-2. Bases 18 to 2459 code for a protein of 813 amino acids. Lineage: Eukaryota; Metazoa; Chordata; Actinopteri; Cypriniformes; Cyprinidae. The record is from RefSeq and is a predicted model, not a curated record. The transcript is spliced from 10 exons. Gene Ontology annotation, biological process: negative regulation of canonical Wnt signaling pathway.